AUCUAUUUCCUGGAGCAUGCGCAGUCGCUUUUCCUGCUUUGUGCGUAUGUCAAGAUGGCUGCCUCCACAUUGAACGUGUUGCUGAGGCGCCUUCCAAGCAUUUCGCCCUUCAGAGGUGCCUACGGAGUUCAGGUUCCCCUCCAGACUCUUUGCACCAAAGCCCCCCCUGAGGACGAUUCUUUGCCCCCAGUUCCCGUUUCCCCUUAUAAGGAUGAACCCUGGAAAUAUCUGGACUCAGAAGAAUACCAGAACCGCUAUGGUUCUCGCCCUGUCUGGGCUGACUACCGUCGCAACCACAAAGGUGGAAUACCCCCACAGCGGACUCGAAAGACAUGUAUUCGUGGAAAUAAAAUUGCUGGGAAUCCCUGCCCCAUCUGCCGGGAUCAGAAGUUGCACGUUGACUUUAGGAAUGUGAAGCUCUUGGAACAGUUUGUCUGCGCCCACACGGGUAUCAUCUUCCAUGCUCCAUAUACAGGGGUCUGUAUGAAGCAACACAAGAAGUUGACCCAGGCCAUCCAGAAAGCCAGGGAUCAUGGUCUCCUCAGUUACCACAUUCCCCAGGUUGAACCCCGGGACCCUGACUUCAGUACCUCUCAUGGAGCUGUGAGUGCCACUCCGCCAGCUCCCACUCUGGUUUCAGGUGAUCCCUGGUACCCAUGGUACAGCUGGAAACAGCCACCAGACAGAGAGCUGUCCCGCCUUCGUCGGCUGUACCAGGGCCAUCUCCGAGAAGAAAGUGGCCCUCCGCCUGAGUCAAUGCCCAAGGUGCCCCGCACAGCCCCAGUUGAAGCCUCCUCCACUGAGCAGGCGGGCCCCCAAACUGCUCUGUAGGAGCUGUAGACUAGGAAGGGAGCCGGAGGGUCCCUUACACAGUAUUUCACCCUGAAGAGCUGUCUACAUUGUGGCCAGUGGCAGGCCCAGGGCCAGAGAAAGGAAAUGAUUGUUGGUGAAAGGGAUAAAUACAUCUGAGGCUGAGGGAGGGCAGUACAGAUGUGUAUCAGAAGCCCCAGCCCCUAUAUGUUGUCAAUAGAUGGGCUAUACAUUCUGCUACUGUUUCAGACCUGUGCCAGCUGGGUUUUUCCACAAUAAAGCUGAAUCCUGUCUCUGG
This is a messenger RNA of Eubalaena glacialis (North Atlantic right whale), 1108 nucleotides long. RefSeq names its product mitochondrial ribosomal protein S18B (gene MRPS18B). The record is from RefSeq and is a predicted model, not a curated record. Gene Ontology annotation, cellular component: ribosome; mitochondrion. Gene Ontology annotation, molecular function: structural constituent of ribosome. The transcript is spliced from 7 exons. The coding region runs from base 55 to 831 and encodes 258 amino acids. Lineage: Eukaryota; Metazoa; Chordata; Mammalia; Artiodactyla; Balaenidae. Gene Ontology annotation, biological process: mitochondrial translation.